UGUUAAAUUUAAAAAAAAAAAGUUCAGAUUUUUGCUCUCUUGUAAAAGAUUUCACUUUCUUGGUACCCAAUCAUCACUUUUCUUCUAAUUCGCUAUCAAGUCUUUGUGCCCUUUUUUAAGCCGCCAUUUAUAUUUUAGGGUUUCGAAUUGUCGAAUAUCUGGUAACAUUGCUGCUCUGUCCUCCAUUCUUUGCUUUGGUUUAUUCUUGAACCUUUAUUUUAUCGAUCUGUUCGGGCCAUCCCAGGUUGUUCAAUCUGAGUUUUCUGCCUGUAAUGGACGACGGGGAGCUUGAUUUUUCGAACCAGGAAGUGUUUUCCGGGAAUGAUAUGGGUGAUAUUCCAAGCAGUUGUUCAAUGGACAGUUUUUUCGAUGAAUUGCUGAAUGAUUCUCAUGCCUGUACCCAUACACAUACGUGCAACCCACCUGGUCCUGAUAACUCUCAUACACAUACAUGUUUCCAUGUUCAUACCAAAAUUGUGCCUGCCUCAACUGAAGACAGGACUGCUAGUGAUGACACUGCUGGGUCUAAGGAGAAAUCGAAGAAACAUCCUCUGGGUAAUCGAGAAGCUGCCAGGAAGUAUAGGGAGAAGGUUAAGGCGCGAGCCGCCUCGUUGGAGGAUGAGGUUAUGAGAUUGAGGGCUGUGAACCAGCAGCUGUUGAAGAGGUUGCAAGGUCAGGCUGCAUUGGAGGCUGAGGUUGCAAGGCUUAAGUGUCUGCUUGUCAAUAUCCGAGGAAGAAUUGAAGGCGAGAUCGGAUCGUUUCCGUAUCAGAAACCAGCCACUACUGUUAACCCGAUGAACGUUCCUGGUGCUUAUGUGAUGAAUCCUUGCAAUGUACAAUGCAAUGAUCAGAUGUUUUGCCCUCAUCCUGGAGUUGAAAGUAGAGCAGGAGAAGAUGCAGCCUUGAAUGGGCAAGGAUUUAAUGGGUGUGACAUUGACAACUAUCAGUGUUUUGCUAACCAUGACUCUGGAGCAGAGGAGCUUUCUACAGGUGGGGUUGGAAGUGCAGGGUCAAAAGGCAAUUCUUCUGGCAAUAAAAGGAGGAAAGGAGUUCGACGAGCUACAGCUGGCUGAAAAACUGUUGAGAUGAGCAUUAUCCAGUCCUUAACAAGCAGUUUUCUUGGGAUGAAACACCUUUUUGCCUCAGGUUGCAUUGCUUUUUUAUUAUUCCUUUUAUCAUUUUGUGCUGUCAUUUUAACCCUAAUAAUGGGUCAUUAUAGGUUUGCUGUGGUUUUAGUUUAUGUCCAUGGAGUUUAAAUAUGUCUUCCAAAAGGCUUUUUCCUUGGGAUGCAUAACCUUCUUCCCUCAGGUGCAUUGCUUUUUGAUUAUCUUUUUCAGUGUCUGCUCAUUGUUUUUGGUUUUUAACCCUACUUAUGGGUUAUUAGAGGUUGGUUGAUGGUCUUCUUAGUUUAUGGUUUAAAGCAGACAGACUUGUAAAGCUCAAACUCUGGAUUUGUAUACAUUGUACCGUUUACGAUCGUUUGACCGACAGUCUGAUUUCUUAGCAAGCUAAAUUCAAGUGAAUAAAAG
Hibiscus syriacus is the source of this 1529-nucleotide messenger RNA. Its product is annotated as basic leucine zipper 23-like. The coding region runs from base 273 to 1073 and encodes 266 amino acids. Gene Ontology annotation, molecular function: RNA polymerase II cis-regulatory region sequence-specific DNA binding; DNA-binding transcription factor activity, RNA polymerase II-specific. The transcript has 3 exons. The record is from RefSeq and is a predicted model, not a curated record. Lineage: Eukaryota; Viridiplantae; Streptophyta; Magnoliopsida; Malvales; Malvaceae. Gene Ontology annotation, biological process: regulation of transcription by RNA polymerase II; DNA-templated transcription.